AUGGAAGAACUAGAGAUAAACCUCAAAAUCCCUGACCCAUUACGAGCCGAUUGGUUCAUGGUUCUUGUAGACAUCCAAGCCGAUCUCAUCUACAACGCACUCGUCGUCUUAACCUCACCUCUCUAUCUUCUCUACCGCUCAUAUAACCGCGCAAAGGCUACAAUCUCCACCGCUGAAAGAGCCCUUAAACGCGCCCCCUCGAGGAUCAAAAGCGGUGCAGCGGGGGUCAUUAGAAGGACAUGGUAUGGUCUAAUGGGUGCAUGCCACGUCUCGAUGGUUAUGGUGUUGGCGUUGAUCGUGGCGGCUGUUCUCGGUGUUGGGAUUGUGAAUUUGUAUGUGGAGAAGCCUGUGGUUGUUAGAGAAAGACUCUUCUUCGAUUACACUGAAGAGAACCCAAGUGCGGUUUUUAGCUUUGACAAGAAGAAGAAACCGUUUGGUGUUCCUGUUGGACAUAAGGUUCAUGUCUCUUUACUUCUGUGGAUGCCUGAAUCUGAUCUUAACCGAAAACUUGGGUUAUUUCAGUUAAAAGUAGAGCUUCUCUCAUUAAAAGGCGAGAUAAUAGCUAGAUCAAGCCAACCUUGUAUGCUACGCUUCAGAAGCAAACCAAUAAGACUAGCAAGAACAUUUGUGAUGAGUGUUCCACUCGUUGCCGGCUUCGCAAACGAAGCGCAAACAAUGAGAGUAGAUGCUUUAAUACACCAAGAGAAAUGGCCAAGAACAAAAGCAGUGAGAGCUACUCUGAUUCCACGUGCACAGACUCGGUUAUUACCUCAGUUGUAUGAAGCUGAGAUCGUUAUAAACUCGAAACCUCCAUGGACUAAACGAAUGGCUUAUAACUGGAGAUGGACUCUUUGUGUGUGGACUUCAAUGUACUUAUACUUAGCUAUUUUAAUGACGCUUCUAUGGUGUUUUAGACCGGUUCUAUUCCCUUCAAGAACCAUUGUUGAGACUGAAAGAUUAGAGAUGGAAGUAGUGGAAGAAGAAGAAGAAGUAAUGCAAAGAAGAAUGGGAGAAAGAAGAAACAAGCCUCGUAGAAGAACUUUCAUUACCACACAAGAAACUUAUACAUAG
This is a messenger RNA of Eruca vesicaria subsp. sativa (arugula), 1071 nucleotides long. NCBI's taxonomy places the organism in Eukaryota, Viridiplantae, Streptophyta, Magnoliopsida, Brassicales, Brassicaceae. The record is from the annotation of a GenBank genome assembly.